Molecule: messenger RNA, 2962 nt
Organism: Alnus glutinosa
Lineage: Eukaryota; Viridiplantae; Streptophyta; Magnoliopsida; Fagales; Betulaceae
Product: protein ANTI-SILENCING 1
Exons: 14
Coding region: 506-2410 (634 amino acids)
Molecular function (GO): RNA binding; chromatin binding
Source: RefSeq, a predicted model, not a curated record
ACAUCUUCCAAGUCGCCCUUACAAAUUUGUCCAAAAGCGCGAAUAUUGAUCAAAUCGAGGGUAGAAGGGCGUCGUCAUUUCCCCAAAGCAUUUGGAGGGGGAGGGGGUUGGGAUAGAAGGAAGAAGGUGGCCAAUAUCAAUCAAAAUCAAAUAAAGAACGUACGUCAUCAAAAGGUCCGGAGAAAAUGCUAGCCCUGAGCGCGACACCUUGCUACCAUCGCUAGGGUUUUCGGGUUCAGUGGGAAGAAGGAAAACAGCACUCUUCACUCUCCCAAAACUGUUUGCCCAGGAAAUCAGGGUUUGUGUUCGUUUCAAUGGAAAGAAGCUCCUCAGGAAGUCUACCGAAGGAACACAUUCUUUUUAUCUACUGCAAGGCGGUUUAAACUCAUGGGAAAUGCUUUUUUUCUUCUUUGGAAAAAUUUGAUGCAGCAAUAUUUUGUUGUCAAAUUGGAGUUUGAGGAGGUCUUUUUAUCAAUCUGCUUGGAAAGAGGCCUAGUGUAAGAGUAUGGUGGAAGCAAACAAAGUCGUGGAGGACCUUGAAUUUAAGUGGGGUGAAAAGAAAAAUGCUGGUGUGAAAAAGAAAGAUUUCCAGUUUUAUCAAUCUUUUACUUAUGAUGGUGUGGAGUAUGAGCUUUAUGAUUGUGUUUAUUUGUGGGUUGAUGGUGAACCUGAGCCUCAUAUUGGUAAACUUGUAAAAAUAGUGGAGAAUCCUGACAAGAAAAAGAGAGUGAAGGUUCUAUGGUUUUUCCGCCCUUGCGAGGUGCUAAAGUAUCCUGGGGUGGUUGUCGACGCAGCUGAAAAUGAAUUAUUUUUGGCUUCUGGUGAAGGUGCAGGCCUUGCAAAUAUGAAUCCUUUGGAAGCAAUUGCUGGAAAAUGCAAUGUUGUUUGUACAUCAAAGGACAGUAGAAAUCCACAACCUUCAGAUGAAGAACUUCAAAAAGCUGACUUUAUAUUUUACCGUGCCUUUGAUGUUGACCACUGGAAAAUCCUGGAUAAAAUAGAAGAAAAAGUAGCUGGGAUUGAAGUUAAAUGUAUGUUUAACAGACCGGCUCUUCAGAAGCCUGGUGUUGUUCUGAAUCUUGAUUCAGACAAAAAAGGAGUUGGUGGAAAUGCUGUAGCAAGUAAUGAAACAGAGGUUCCUUCCAAGAAAAACCCAUCUAAAGAGCACAAAACUCUAUUGACAAAUGGAAUUUCUGUUGAUACUCUAGGGAAAGAACAUGCUGAUUCAAAUGCUUCAUUUGUUAAACAGAAAGCUUCACUUAGAGAAAAUACAGGCUCAAAACCUUUUCUUGAUAAACAGAAAUCUUCACUUAGAGAGAAUCCUGCUUCUAGCAGAGUAGAAAGUUCUAAAACUAACAAUAGGCAGGAAAAUAUUCCCCGUGACAACACUGCAUCUAGGUCUGAAGAUGAUUCUGUCAAGCGUGAGGGUAAAGUUGGUAAUAUUCCUGUGACACAGGGCACAGUUGGUAAGGUUGUCAGUGAGGAGAAAGUAAAAUCUGCUAAGGAUUGUGGUGAUCUGGAGGACAGGCCAGCUAAGAGGGCAAAAUUUGAUAGUUCUAGUAAAGUAUCUGAUGAUAAGAAUGAGAAGAAUGUGCGGAAGAUAAGUGUUGAUUUGGAUGGUAAUGAUCCAAAGGCUUCAGCAACUAUAACUGCGUCUGAAGAUAAACCUAGACUAAAGCUUGCAGAGGUUUCUCAAGGGGCUGAAAAAGGCCCUUCUAAGAUGGUGCCUGAUGAGAAGACAAAACAUUCUAAUGGGAAGUUGCUUAAAGCAUCUCCAAGACAGUUUCCAGACGUGGACAAAAAAAUGGAUCACCAAACAAUGGAAGUUACCCGAAGACCAGAUGCUGAUAGAAGCAAAUGGUUCAGGGGACUUCCCUGGGAAGAAAGAAUGAAAACUGCUAAUGAGCAGGGAGCACUGGUUCUUCUUCAAAAUUUGGAUCCAGUGUAUACUUCAGCAGAAGUGGAGGAUAUUGUUUGGCAUGGCUUCAAGGAAAGUUGCACAGCAAAGAUGAUUCAGCGGACUUCAAUUUCUAGUUCUCACUGUGGUCAAGCUUUCGUUAUAUUCAAAACAAGGGAAGCAGCAGAGACGGUUGUUAGAAGGUUAGAUGAGGGCUGCCUAUUACUAUCAAAUGGGAGGCCUCUUGUUGGAAGUAUUGGAACUCCUUGCUUCCCAGAAAAGAAACCAACUUUUUUUGGCCAUUUUGUUAUUGAUAAAGCUAGACAUCAGAUGCCUCGGGAAAUGAGAGAAGCUGUAUCUACUUCACAUUGUUCUCAGCCUAACACAAUUGAAUAUGAGAUGGCCAUGGAAUGGUGCUUACUGCAGGAAAGAUCAGAAUUCUCAUGGAAAAAGUUGUAUAAGCGACAAGAGGAGGAGCUGAAAAAACUAAAGUCCCGCUUCAAGUCCAAAUGACCGCUAGUGGCUUUGUGCAUAUCCUCUUCCUGUACCUCCGUUUUUGUUCACGCAUUCUGAAUCUCCUCUUCCUGAGGCACCGCAAGCAAUGGACUUUGCGUUCAUGCUUUAAUGGUUACCAGAAGUCAUCAAACCAGAGGGUUCCUACCGCCUGACUAGAAUAUAUCAGUGUCCUGUUUAUGAGGAUUCAGGCAAAUUUUGAGCGUAUGUAAAUAUCCGUUCUGGCUUGUUGGGAAUUGGAGAUCUUUUUGAUGGCAGCUUCUGGGCAAGCUGGUUCACCAAUUUCUAUACUAUGUGCAUCAUGGACACUGUAAAAUGAACAUAUCUGCCAAUUGUAUAAAUACGUUCAGCAAUCAGGUUUACUGCAUUACUUCUAAUUGCACUUUACCGUUACUAGUUGCCUCCAUUUUUAAAAGAGGAAUGAAAAUAUGGAAUGGCUUUUCAUUUCAUUAUCAAGCAAAGCAACAUGGGUGCUUUUUUGGUGGUUUAUUUAUUUUUGGUUAUGUAGCAACCGUGGUUCUAAUCAAAUUGCUGGUGCUUAAUUUUUGAUAA